Molecule: messenger RNA, 450 nt
Organism: Aspergillus nidulans FGSC A4
Lineage: Eukaryota; Fungi; Ascomycota; Eurotiomycetes; Eurotiales; Aspergillaceae
Exons: 3
Coding region: 41-397 (118 amino acids)
Source: RefSeq, a predicted model, not a curated record
CACUCUCAUCCUUUGAACCCCCCAAAUCCUUACAAUCGCAAUGGGUGGAGGCGGAAAGAUCCCGUAUGUACCCCAAGGAAGUCUGGUCUCCCGCCGGAGGCUGGUACGCUCGGCCCGCGAACUGGAAGGCCAAUACCGCUAUUAUCGGCGCGGCGAUGCUUGGAAUAGUCGCUGCAGUCUGGAGCAUCAGUGCAGAACGCGAAUACCGGGACAGGAUGCCAGAGCCGGGCAGGUUCUUCCCAAGUCGAUACUGGAGCAAGCAGAUUAUCGAACACGAGAGGCAACAGGCCGCCAAAAACGAAUCAUAAGAACGUGCGGGAAGACUAAGAAAACCGCAGGGAAAGCUAUGGUAUGGCAAGGUCUAUGUUCUAUAAUUAUGCGGGCUGUACGACAAUAGAAAGGCGUUAUCAAUAGGUCAGUUGAUCUGCAGGUGAUUUUGAGGAGAUUCUU